Molecule: messenger RNA, 1261 nt
Organism: Aedes albopictus (Asian tiger mosquito)
Lineage: Eukaryota; Metazoa; Arthropoda; Insecta; Diptera; Culicidae
Gene: TBCC
Product: tubulin-specific chaperone C
Exons: 2
Coding region: 186-1244 (352 amino acids)
Biological process (GO): tubulin complex assembly; post-chaperonin tubulin folding pathway
Cellular component (GO): cytoplasm
Molecular function (GO): tubulin binding
Source: RefSeq, a predicted model, not a curated record
GCAUCAGCACGCAGGGACCACUGCAUCGGAAGCUUCCAGCAAGAAAGCGUUGUUCAUGCAAAAGCUGAAGGAAGCCAGCGAGAGUAGUGAACCCAUCUACUUGAAGAAGAAAGGCGACUAGAUUGUUAUUGAAGAUUCAAAUUCAUAUAAAUACGUGUGUAAAUUAGUCAAUCAACCCCCCAAACAUGGCGGACAUCGUAGAUCACAGCGACCACAGCGGCAGCGGAGCUUUCAGCGGAAAGGAAAAGAUCACCGAACUUCUCAACCGACGACACAAGGAACGCGAGAUACAGAUCCAGGCGGCCAAACUCGAACGCCAGAAGGAUGCCGACGAAACGGAAGCCAUCCAAUACUUCGAAGCAUCCUUCGAGGAAAAACUUAAACUAAUCAGGGACAGGCUGGAAGCGGUAACCGGAAGCGAUUCGAAGGCUCAGGUUUUCGCCGAGGUUCAGAACGAGAUCUAUGAUUUGCAGCGGUAUCUGUCCACGUCGACGUUUUUCCUGCACGAGUAUAAGAUCAAAGUGUGUCAGAAUGCCAUCAACGAGGUGUGUAAGAAGCUGGAUACGCUGAAGAAUGAACUGAUUCCGAAAAAGAAGUUCGGCUUCAAAAGUAAGAAAACGGUGAAAAUCAAUCAGGAUGGAAAAGAUACCAUGGACAAGAUCGGAACAGGGGCUGAUUGCGAAGAAGGGGAUCGGAUGAAGUGGACAUUUUCCAACCGGAAAAAUGAGCUCAUCAUACUUCCCCGGGCCAUGGUUGAUGAUCAAACCGUAACGGCAACGAAUCUAACGGAUUGCAUCGUGAAGCUGGAAGGUCACUCCGGAUCGUUGCAGUUUUCCAAACUCCAGAAUUGCCUAGUCAUCUGCGGACCGACCUCGAGAUCCAUAUUCUUAGACGAUUGCACAAAUUGUAAGUUCGUCGUUGCAUGUCAGCAACUUCGCUGCCAUCGGUCGAAAAAUUGUGAUCUCUAUCUGAAAGUAACAUCCCGAGCCAUCAUCGAGGACUGCACCCGAAUCCAAGUGGCCCAGUACAAUAACUAUUACGAUGAACUGCAGAGUGACCUAAUCAAAUCCGGCUUGGACAGCGACGUUAACAAUUGGAACGAACUGGAUGACUUCAACUGGCUGGCAACGGAUAAACCCUCCCCGAAUUGGUCCAUCCUAGAUCCGGAUCAAACUAUAACCGAUUGGAACCGCUAUCAGGAACAAUUUAAACUAAACCAUACGCUUUGCGAAACUAUUGAAUAAAAACUCCGCUUGCUUAA